Molecule: messenger RNA, 396 nt
Organism: Paramuricea clavata
Lineage: Eukaryota; Metazoa; Cnidaria; Anthozoa; Malacalcyonacea; Plexauridae
Source: the annotation of a GenBank genome assembly
AUGGUGCUGCUGUUAGCUGGCGAAGCAAAAAAGCAAACUUGUGUAGCAUUAUCAACAGCUGAAGCUGAAUACGUUGCUUUAUCUGCAGCUGCUCAAGAGGCAUUGUGGAUGCGACAAUUGUUGACAGAUCUUAAUGUAAACAUUGAUGAACCAAUGACCAUUUACGAGGACAAUCAGUCAGCUAUUGCUAUGUCCAAGAACCCACAAUUUCAUGGACGAUCUAAACACAUAGACAUCAAAUAUCAUUUUGUACGAGAUCAAGUAGAAAAGAAAACAUUAACUGUUCUUUACUGUCCAACAGGUAGCAUGUUAGCUGAUUUAUUCACGAAGGGUAUUCCAAAGGAACAAUUUAAGAAACUGCGUGAACUAACAGGUGUUGCAAUAAAACCUAAGUAG